AUGAUGGCUCUCCAGCGCAUUCUGUGCCUGGGACUGCUGUACCAUGGCGUCAUUGCCAGGCUCUCGGGUUCAGGUCCAACUGCGCCGGCGGCAGAGCAGCACAUACUGUCGAAUUCUGCCCCGCGAAAAGGGCUGCACGGCAGGUUCCUGCAUAUCACAGACAUCCAUCCCGAUGAAUUCUACAAAGUACACUCAUCUACGGACGAAGACGACGGAUGCCACAAGGGCGAAGGGCCAGCAGGGCCGUACGGUGCCGAGACGACCGAUUGCGAUUCGCCGUACUCGCUGGUGAAUGCGACGUUUGACUGGAUUGAGGCGAAUUUAAAAGACAAGAUUGAUUUUGUCGUGUGGACGGGCGACACGGCGCGUCACGAUCGCGACGAUGAUUUGCCCCGCACGCAGGACCAGGUGCUCGGGACCAACACCUGGAUUGCGGACAAGUUUGCCGAGAUGCUCAGGAACGAGGAGACGGGACAUGGGAUGAGCAUACCGGUUGUGCCGACGUUCGGGAAUAACGAUAUCUUGCCGCAUAACAUUUUGCUGCCGGGGCCGAAUAAGUGGUUGCAGACGUAUACGCACAUUUGGAGGCAUUUUAUCCCAGAGGCCCAGAGGCAUAGCUUUGAGUUUGGAGGCUGGUUCCACGUGGAGGUUAUUCCGAAUCGGUUGGCGGUGUUCAGCUUGAAUACGCUGUACUUUUUCGACCGGAAUGCGGGUGUGGAUGGAUGUGAGAACCCAUCUGAGCCAGGGUUUAAGCAGCUGGAGUGGUUGAGAGUGCAGUUGGAGUUUAUGAGGGAGAGGGGAAUGAAGGUUAUCUUGAUGGGCCAUGUCCCGCCAGCGAGGACGGACAGCAAGAAGCUUUGGGAUGAGACUUGCUGGCAAAAGUACACGCUCUGGCUGCACCAGUAUAGGGAUGUGGUUAUCAGCGGGAUGUAUGGGCACAUGAACAUCGAUCACUUCCUUAUCCACGACACCCACGACGUCGACAUCGCCUUCUUGAACGGUCUAUCACCCGAAUUUGGCGUUCGCGAGUACUUGGACGAUGAGCUUACGAUUCAGGGUGGCACCGAUUAUCUGAUGGAACUCCGCGAUGACUGGUCCAAGUUGACACCCCCAACUGUGCCGGGCAAGUCGAACGAAGUGAAUCAGGAUGGAAAGAAGGGCAGAACCAGAAAGCCAAAGCGCAAGGAUCCUUGGGGGGAGCGAUAUGUGUUGUCGCUGGUCAGCCCCAGCAUCGUACCAACGUAUUUCCCCACGUUACGCGUGGUGGAAUACAACAUCUCUGGCCUUGAGAACACACCUCUUUGGCGCGACAUGCCUGGCAAUGGCGCGAAGAACUCGUCGCACCCUGCCAGUGCCCCGAGCGCACCUCAGAAGCACCUCGACCUGCGAAGCUUGUCGCCGAUAGACGAUCUGAGCGAUUCCUUCGAAAAUGUCGAAACCGACAAGAAGAAAAAGAAGAAGGGCGGCAAACGCCCAAAGAAGGACAAGAAGCCUCACGAUCCCAACCUCGUCAUUCCUCCUCCACCAGCGAAGACGAGCCCUCCCGGACCUGCGUAUUCUCAGCAGCCUCUGAGCUUGACAGGGUACACACAGUACUUUGCUAACCUAACGCACAUCAACAACCUCAACCUUACCGAUUUGAACAGCGUCGAGCCAACAACAACCAACAGCCUUUUCUCCCUGCUCCAAUCCUCGAAAUCGUGGCUUAUGAAGUGGCGAAAGGGGAAGAACGGAGGGAAGAAGCCGCUGACACCGAAACCGGACCCGAGAGAAUUUGCCUUUGAAGUCGAGUACAGCACUUUUAACGACAAGAUCUACAAGCUGGGAGAUUUGACGGUGAACAGCUUUGUGGAGUUGGCGUAUAGGAUUGGGCAGAAGGCCAAGGGCAAGAGUCUGGUUGAGAUGGCUGGCGAUGAAGAGGUGGGAGAUGUUGAGGAGGAGCAUGACUGUGAUGAGUCCGAUUUUGAGUCGGACAGUGACUCUGAUGAUGAAGAGAUGGAGGCUGAGGCAAAGAAGGGGGACAAGAAGAAGGGAGACAAGAAAAAGAAGGGCAAGAAAGGGGACAAGAAGAAGAAGAAGAAGAAGGGGAAGAAGAACAAGACCUGGCUGCAUUUUUUGAGUCAUGCGUUUGUUGGGACGUUGGAUAAGAGUGAGCUGAAGAGGUACUCAUGA
Messenger RNA from Podospora anserina S mat+, 2172 nucleotides. RefSeq lists its product as uncharacterized. Bases 1 to 2172 code for a protein of 723 amino acids. Gene Ontology annotation, molecular function: exopolyphosphatase activity; endopolyphosphatase activity. The record is from RefSeq and is a predicted model, not a curated record. The transcript is spliced from 2 exons. Gene Ontology annotation, biological process: polyphosphate catabolic process. Lineage: Eukaryota; Fungi; Ascomycota; Sordariomycetes; Sordariales; Podosporaceae. Gene Ontology annotation, cellular component: membrane; fungal-type vacuole.